Molecule: messenger RNA, 825 nt
Organism: Caretta caretta (loggerhead turtle)
Lineage: Eukaryota; Metazoa; Chordata; Testudines; Cheloniidae
Gene: FAM162A
Product: family with sequence similarity 162 member A
Biological process (GO): neuron apoptotic process; cellular response to hypoxia; positive regulation of release of cytochrome c from mitochondria
Cellular component (GO): mitochondrion
Source: RefSeq, a predicted model, not a curated record
AUGUCCCUGCGGCCCCUGGGACAGGCGGGCGCAGAGCCGCAGAGCGGCCAGGGAGGGACUCGGCGCGGGCUGACCCUUCUCGCGCCCCGUCGCUCGGAGUCGCGGCUGGGUAGUGACGUGGAAGGGGCUCCGCCCCAGCCUGGCAGUCCGAGAGACUCGACCCCGCGGGGACGGAGGUUGGACGCGCCCGGGGCCAGCACCAUGUGGGCCGCCGCCGCCGGCAGAGCUACUAAGAUGCUGGAAAGGAAUGUUCCCUCAAUUCUGAGACCAACUAAAGGAAUGGAUCUGAAGAUCAAGAGAGGUUUUUGCAGUAAAUCACAGGAGGGGAGCAAACAAAAGCCUGAAGUAGGGGGGCAUUCCACCUUCAAAGUGCCAGGACACAAGCCGUCAGACUGGGAAAAGAAGGUUCUGCUGUGGGCAGGCCGUUUCAAAAAAGUAGAUGAUAUACCAGAGACUGUCUCGUUUGAGCUGAUCGAUGCUGCGCGAAAUAAAUUGCGUGUGAAGAUCAGCUACCUGAUGAUUGCCCUGACAAUGCUGGGAUGCAUCGUGAUGGUCAUUGAAGGAAAGCGGGCUGUCGGAAGGCAUGAAUCCCUUACAACCCAAAACAUGGAAAGAAAAGCUCGCUGGAGAGAUGAGGUUGCUCAGAGUGCAUCUGCCAAACCCUAGGAGAGGGAGGAGACCUGGGAAGGAGGAUACAAAACAUACAAAUGCUUUCUUCGUUGAUGAGCGAGUGGUAGAUCUUUAUGUGUUUUGCUUUUAUGUUAUAAUCCUCUGCUGUUAUGCUUUAGGAAAGACAAAUAAAUUAUUUUGUAGUAAUACUAAAAA